This is a messenger RNA of Porites lobata, 5120 nucleotides long. Lineage: Eukaryota; Metazoa; Cnidaria; Anthozoa; Scleractinia; Poritidae. The record is from the annotation of a GenBank genome assembly.
GCUACCGAGUCCCUGUCGCCUUUAGAUCUCUUCAUACGAGACCUGGAUGAACGAAAAGGCAAGCUACCUUAUUGUCAAGAAGUCACUGACAUUCAGACCAGUGUUGAAAAGUUCGUUAAAGCUCUUCUUUUGGGAGUAGAAAAAAAACUUCCUUUCUACAAAACAACCCUUGUAAACAGUGGGAGCUUUUAUGAAGGAACAAAAGUCGGAAAACCCGACGAGUUCGACUAUUUUGUUCAGUUGGAUAACUUCUCCCGACCUAAAGACAUUCUUUAUGAGGAAUUAGCACAUUGUAUGGUGAUAGUCAUACCGAGCGAAGCUGCUGUAAAAAAAUUUCGAAAAUUCAAUCCUAAUUGUUUCCAUUUUGAAUGGAAAAGAGAAGUGAAGUCGCCUUUUGUUGAAGCAUUUUCUUGUUUCUUAGCGACUGGGUUUAAGGCGUUCGGUUUGAAAAUAUUAUCCCACAUGUUGAACAGGCAUGGGCCCGCUUACACUUUGGAGCUCGAGUGGAAUGGAGGGGAGAUUUAUAAAGGUUUGAAAAUCAAAAUUGAUCUGUCUUUGGCAGUAAAGAUUAAUUCCCAUUCUUCAACAAUGGCAGUAGAUUUUGAAUCUGGAGCUGGUAAAGUCGUGAAAUCAUUGUUACAUACUAUGCCAUAUUACUUUGCCGUAAGUGGAUAUAGAAUGUAUAGACUUUCACCAUCGAAGUUAUUCAAAGAACAUAAACCUGGAGCUGCCGAGGAUUUGAGCAUAAUGAAAGAAAAUGACUGCUGUUUACGUUGUUCUCAGUCAUGUCUUGAACUGUCACUUUUCCGCGACCAUUUUGGUCCUGAUGGUGGACCAAGUGUUUGUCUCAGGGUGCUGAAGGUAUUGCGUGACAUGACUCUUCCAUAUGCCGAGGAUUCGUAUAUCCGUAACCUGAACCGAUACAAAUACAACUCAGUGGAUAAAAGAGAGUCAGAAUGUAUUGACAAGUAUGUGAGUAAAUUUUUUAAUGACGAUGAAAUGCCGGUCUCUGACUCAGAUAUAGAUCCAAAUGAAUACGGUAGUACCAAAUGGAUUUCGUCCUACACCCUUAAAACUCUUGUUUUGUUUGAGUGGAGUAAAAACCCAGAAGACGAGCAGUGGACUGGGAGCAACCUCACUCAACGUCUUGUGAACAUACUCCAUAAUCUUCUCAGUGCUUUAAAGAAAAAUAAAGGGAUAAGAAGCUUCUGGUAUAAAGACUAUAAUGCUCUGCCUAAAGAGGGGGAAGCCUUCCUUCCAGGAGCCAGAAACAGGGUGACCAUUAUUCGCAACUGUGUAUCAUCUUUAGGAAAUGCUAGCAACUACUGUUUUGAGAACUGUGUUCAGACUUUCACUAAUAUUCUAACGAUGGCUCGUCAGAAAAGAAAAUUGGCAGAUUUCUUGCACACUGCACUGCGAAAGAUUUUUUGGGAUAAAGUUAGAGAGGUUCUGGAAGUCUGUUGGUAAGAAAAAGAAAGAAAGGCCUUCUAUGGCCAAAGGUCAUGAAGCAAUUCUCGCGGACAUUUCUGACAUAGAUUUUCUUUGGGGUCCUGAUACAUUUAGUGACAUCUACCUUCAAGCUCUACUUGAUAAAAUAGCACCAGAAGAAGAUUUAGUUCUUACUUAUUACUAUGAAUGCAGGAACUCGGAACGGAUAGUUGCGUCAGGUAUUGACUGUCAGUGUACUAAAAAAGAAGCUGAGGAGAUUUUAAAGAAUGCAAGAGAUAUCUUUGAGGAAAAUGCACGUAAAAGAAUGAACGAUCUUGAUAAUCUACCAGACUACAGCCUCUGGUCACAGGAUUUUACACCUGAUGAAGUAACAAACAUGUUGAAGUUUUUGUGUGAGAACUUUGAAAAAGACCUUGAAAUCUUGCGGAAGAAACUCAAAACUGAAAAAGAAUCAAGAAAGCCUGGCACUGGCUUGCAAACGUGACAUACGUUUAUAAAGAUAACGGCGGGUACGAUUCUGGAAAACUGCCUAUAUACCUUAUACGCCUCCCCGAGUCUCAGGCUAUUACCCAACAUUUUGCUCUUAAUUAGAAAUUAGUGACAAAGUUGGUCCCUCUGCCAAUAUUCGCGGGGAAGGAGACCAAGAAAUUUAAAGUAACUGGUCAGGACAAAAAUAUUUUGCAGAAAGCACUUGCCUAUCUUUCGUAAAAUAAAAAUUACAGUUAAAUUAGGUCAUCGACAUUAAAAUGUGCGUUACAUAAAAGUGCCUUACGCUCAUUUAGUUCAAGUUGGUUCAGUGCCCGGGGGGGGGGGGGUACUCCCUUACAAGAGGCUAAUAGGAAUGUGCCGCUGGAUGGGGUCGCAUUUUCGCGACUGGAGUGACUACAAUGGGGUCGGAUUUUCAAUAGAUUUACUAGAAUGGGGUCGCAAAUUUCCGGUGUUUUGGGGUAAGUAGGGGAUUCAAAAUGGGAAGAUACUCUGUUAACAAAUCAGAAAGUUGCUAUUUAUUAAAUUUAACAAUAAGCUCGCAUUGACCGCAGAACAUUCCGCCGCUUGAAACCACAUUGAGAAGGUAGAUGCAUAAAUAGAAAGUGACUAAGUUGGGAUCGCGAAAAUUACAUUUUCCAAAAAGUGACUUAGAUGGGAUCUAUAUAAUUGGCCAAAAAAUAGACUAUCAUGGGGUAGGGGCUCUGAGAGGCCAGCGGCACAUACCCAGCAAACAUUAACCUAAGUACCCCCCUCUCCCCAGGGGUUCAGUGAUAGCUGAUCACGGUUUCGAUGGUUUCGUUUCGCUUGCAAUGCCGGGUCUAUUUAUAUCAACAUCUUUGUAACACAAUCUUAUUCUAUCAUGUUAGCUUUUAUAUACAAAAUGAAAUAAAAUGAAAAAAAUAAUGGCCCCUCUUGUCUAAACAGGGUAUUGAAAUGAAUGGUGGUUGUUGUCUAAAACAGGGUCAGCUUUCUCAACGGCAUCAGUGGCACACCACACCCCUACCGUGGGAUCAUGAUUAUUGUGUGACAUGUUGACGGCAACUAAGCUUGUGGCUGGCUGUUGUAAGGUUGCCCUUUUACGAAAAGAAAUGCGAGCCGUAUUGGAAUGUAGCCACAUAGUGGCGACAUCGCAAGUAUAAGUUUCCUUUUGUCCUUUGUAAGAGCAACGCAGCGUCUCAGUGCAGUCAAUGGUGGAGACAUGCAUAGCUUAGAAAAGGAAUUCAGAGAACUUGAUGUAAGUCCGCCGACGCGAAGAAAGACUGAGUCAAACACUGCAGAAACGUCUUAUAGAAAUACCGCUGCCUCGUCCCCGUCGCAUUUAGAUCUCUUCAUACGAGACCUGGAUGAACGAAAAGGCAAGCUACCUUGCUGUCAAGAAGUCACUGAAAUUCAGACCAGUGUUGAAAGGUUUCUUAAAGUUCUUUUACUGGCAGCAGAAAAAGAACUGCCAUUUUACAAAACAACACUUGUUGAAAGUGGAAGUUUCUACGAGGGAACGAAAGUCGGAAAACCCGACGAGUUCGAUUAUUUUGUUCAGUUGGAUAAUUUGUCUCGUCCUGAGGAAAUUCGUUUUGAGGAGUUAUCACAUUGCAUGGUAGCAGUGAUUCCAAGCGAUUCGGCUUUUGAGAAAAUUACAAAAACGCAGGAGGAAUACAAUCCUUCUUCUACUUUCAUUAGUUCUUUCCAAUGGAAGAAAGGCGUAAAGUCACUAUUUAUCGACACACUGAAUAGUAUAUUAGCCCAGGAGUUUGCAGCAUUCGGUUUCAAAGCAUGGGCCUGCUUACACUUUAGAGCUCGAAUGGAGCAGAGGGCAGCUUUAUAAAGGAUUAAAAAUCAAAAUUGAUUUGUCUUUAGCAGUUAAGAUUAAUUCUCAUUCUUCAACAAUGGCAGUAGAUUUUGAAUCUGGAGCUGGUAAGGUCGUGAAAUCAUUAUUAGAUGCGUCACCAGCGUACUACUUCGCAGUAAGUGGAUACUCUUAUCUUUACACCGUUCCAUUAUCAAAGUUGUUCGAAGAACUCGAAAAAACAAAGAAACAUAGAAUAACCGAUCAAUCUGAUUGCCUUUUGCGUUGUUCCCAGUCACGUCUUGAACAGUCACUGUUCCGUGAGCAUUUUGGUCCUGAUGGGGGACCAAGUGUUUGUCUCAGGGUGCUCAAGAUGUUGCGUGACAUGACACGUCCUCUUCACCGGGCUGGUUGCAAUGGCAAUAUGGAGUUCAAUUGCAAAAAUGGAAUGGAUGAAACUGCUUGGGAAUUCAUCACAGCUGAAUCAGUUUCUGGUAACUGUCAACGUGUCCAACAAAGUAACUUUGGGGAUGAUGAAUAUGAACCGAACAGUACCAGAUGGAUUUCUUCAUAUGCACUUAAAACCCUAGUUUUGUUUGAAUGGAGUGAAAACCCAGAGGACGAGCAGUGGACUGGGAGCAACCUCAGUCAGCGUCUUGUGAACGUAGCUACGUUGCUUCUUCACGUUCUCAAGGGAAAUAGGGGGUUGAGAAGCUUUUGGUAUAAAGACUAUAAUGUUCUACCAGAUAAUGUGCAAGGAUAUGUCCCGUCAGAAGCCAUCAACAGGGUCACCAUCAUUCUCAGAUUUCUGUUAUCCUUAGAGAAUAAAACUAAUGAGUAUUCUUUUGAACACUGUAUUCACAAUCUCACGACUUUGAUGGUGUUGGCCUCUCAAAAACUAAAUGUGACCAGUUUCUUGCAGUAUGCCCUCCAAAACGUUUUUCAUGAUAAGAUAGAGAAGGUUUUGCGAGAAGCAGUAGGUGAGAGAAAGAAACGGACUUUCAGUAACAGACCUCCCAAGAUGUUUAGAGAUGAUUAUAACUUUGAUUUCUUUUUUGAGGAUAAUGUGUUUAUUGGCUUCUACAUCCAAGCUCUUCUUUGUAAAAUAGCUCCAGAAGAGGAGUUAAUUCUUUCAGAUCAUUCAGGGUAUAAAAAUUUCCAAGAUCCACUCAUAAUUGUGUCGGAAACUGAAUGUCUUACCGAUGAAGAAGCUAAAGGGACUGUAAAGAAAGCAAGAGAACUUUUUCAGGAAAUUGCUCGUGAAAGAAUGAACACACUUGACAAUUUACCAGACUACAAUCUUUGGUCAGGGGACUUAAAACCUGACGAGAUUGCCAACCUGUUAAAGUUGCUGUGCGAGAACUUUAAAAAAGAUCUCGAAAUCCUAUGGAAUAAAAUU